Molecule: messenger RNA, 3663 nt
Organism: Mercenaria mercenaria
Lineage: Eukaryota; Metazoa; Mollusca; Bivalvia; Venerida; Veneridae
Product: sarcoplasmic reticulum histidine-rich calcium-binding protein-like
Exons: 5
Coding region: 40-450 (136 amino acids)
Molecular function (GO): calcium ion binding
Source: RefSeq, a predicted model, not a curated record
UGUCUUUCUUGAUUACUCUUCACAGUCGCCGGUAUCAACAUGAAGGUUUCGGUCUGCAUUUUCUUGGCUACUUUGUCAUUUUCUUUGGCCAGCAAAGAUGCCAACACACAAGAGAUGGAACAAGAAAAAGUGGAGGUUGAUUCGGAAAAGUUAGAAUAUGCCAAAGGUUCCUUAUGCGGCUACUGUGAUUACUGCAAGUUUUGCAAGCUGUGUGAAGAAGACUGUCCAUGUGAGAAAAGUCCAACAAAACCAAACUGUCACAUGUGCAAGUACUGCAAGUUUUGCUACCUUUGUUCAGGUGUCUGCAAUACAAUAUGUCAACCAGGUGGCAUAAUAGAUAAAGUGUCAGCAGCAUUUGUAAAUGCCUUACCAAGCUACAACAAGGAGGAGGUAGAUGGUGAUAUAGAAGGUGUGAAGUCAUGGAUAAAUCAGAAGAAAGAUGAAUUGUAAACCUCACAGGGUCCAAGGGAGAUCUACACUUAAACAUCAAAUACUCUCUUAGCUGAUUGUUCUUUGUUUUCAAACAUGAAGGUUUAAAAGGAAAAUAAGAGUUUUGAAAAGUAGAAUAAUGAUGGACUGCAGAAGUUAAAAAAAAAAUAGAAUAACUCCAGAUAGUUUGUGUAGAAAUUUCAGAAUGUUAACAGUUUAUAAUUUGACUGUACUCAAGGAGCACAAGCUUCAUAUUUUUAAAUUGACCCGUUUUAUUUUUGUUGUUUUUAAACGAAAGUUUUGUUUUCAUCAAGCAGAUGCUUUAUUUUUGUUAGAAAAGAAAAGUUUUACAAGAUAAUUUUCAGGCAUGAGUCUGAUCAAAUUUUUUACUUUUUUUACGAUGUUUAUAAUAAAACUGCAAAGAAAGAUUUUUUUGCACUUAUCUUUUUUUAUUUGUUUAGGGGAAAUACUCAUUGCUGACAAAAAGAAACAAAAUAGUUUCGAACACACACUUGGUACUUUACUGUUUUAGCAAAUUUAAAAAGCAGUGUCCUGGUUCAUCAAUGUUUUACGGGAAGAAUUUUACUUUUACUUAGAUUUUAGAUACAUAUAGAUACUUGGUACAUAGGUACUGGUUCAACUGUUAUUUCCCUGAGUAUCAAAAGAAAUUUUGAAAGAAAUAUUUAAUUUGAAAAAGAGUCUUCUGACUGUCCACCAAUUUUAUUUUGCUUACAAUGUUUGAUGAAAAAGAGUUGCGGUCGGCUAUACAAGUGCUCAUACACUGUGUCUUAAUAUGACCAAGUCACAGAUUAAUGACUUUUACAGUUGUUAAAAAUGUAUUGUACCAUUGCACAUUACCAUAUCGGAUACAAGUAUUAUGUUGAAAAUAUAAAUCCACCUGCAUUUUUUAGCUCACCUGAACUCUGUUCAUGGUGAGCUAUUACUAUAGGUAAAUGGUCAGGCCUUUGUUCUCUGUCUUCAAGGUUUUAACUUAAAAAUCCUCUUCUCCAAAACAGCUGUGGUCAAAAUUACACUGAACUUGAUCUGUAGCACUUUUGCAUAGUACUCCCUCAAAUCCGUUUUAAUGGAGGCGCUUGGCCUUUUAAAGGGGCUGCUAGAACUAAAAUACAAGUACCUAUCAACAACAACUUCUCAUGAACCACAAUGUUGAUCUUCAUCUUGGUCUGUAUUAUCAUUAAAUAUUUUUUCCAUUUUUUUUCAAAUGGGGACACUUGGCCCUUUCUAUGGGCUACUACAGCUAAAAAUAGGAAAAACCUUAAAACACUUCUUCUCCUGGUCCGCUUGAUGGAUCUUCUUCAGACUUGGUCUGUAGCAUCAUUAAAAGGUCUUCUCCCAACUUUUUCAAAUGGAGGCACUUGGCUCAUUUUAGGGGCUGAUAGAGGUAAAAAUAGAAAUACCUUUAAACAACAUCAUCUCAUGAACUGCUUGAUGAAUCUGAAUCAAAGUUGGUCUGUAGCAUCAUUGUGAGGUCCUCUCUAAAGUUUAUACAAAUGAGGACACUUUGGCCCCUUUUUGGGACCACUAGAGCUGAAAAUAGAAAUGCCUUUUAAACAAUCUGUCAUGAAGCGAUUUAUGGAUCUCAACCAAGCUUUUUCUGUAGCAUUCUAGUAAAGUGCUUUCUUAAAUUACUUCAGAUGGAGGCACUUGGUCCCUUUUAGGGGUCAUUUGAGCUAGAAUUAGAAAUAAAUUUUGAUGACUUUUUCCCUUAAACAGUUUGAUUGAUCUUCAUUAUACAGGGUUUGUAGUGUCCGCGUAAGGUCUGUUCUCAAAUUUAUUCAAAUAGGGGCACUUGUCAUGUUAUGUUCCUUUUUAUAGUAAACACAUUUGUUACCAUUCAUGAUAUCUGUGUGUCAUAAAUAUAUUCACGGUUCAGGUGAGCAACUGAGGGCCACUAUGGUUCACUUGUUCUAUUUUCUUAUUUUUCAAAUUGUAUGUUUAUACAUGUUCAGGGAUAUUUUACUUACUUUUGAGUUCAUUAAGUGAUACAGAAUGCUUUGCCAUAUUUAAAAAGUUAACAUUUUAGUUUGGAAACUUCUUUAUUUUUUGUUAGAUGUGACGAGUGUAAUGCAGAAAUAUUUUGUGCUUGGCUGUUUACAAAUAAUUGUUGCUUUUUCCAGCUGGUCAAGUUCAAAUUAUCUCUGAAAUAUUUGUUCUUUUUCCACUUUUUAUCGUAUUGUUUCUGUAGGCUUAGACUCAAAGUGGGUGUGCAGUGCUUGUUCCUAGUAGAUAAGUAUAGGUUUUAUAGACAUUCAUAUUCAGAGUCAGAUGAAAAGACAUAACCUUUUUUUUCACUUUUUUAGGCAUAUUCAUUAUCACCAUUUCAUAUGCUCUUGUUGUCACUGAGUAAUAGUUAUUGUAUUAAGUGUUUCUUUGUUCUUGAAUUUUUGUUUCGGUUUGAACAAAUGUCAUUUGUGAAAUAUGAUUACCAAGUUAUUUUUUCUGCUGUUCUUUAAGUAGGAUUAGAUGAAUUAGAAGAAACUUAGUAUUCUUUUUUUUUUUGAAGUGCCAUAAAAAUGAGUGCUGUGUAAUCAUAGUAAAUUUUGUAAAAGAAUGUGCCUAAAGACUUAUGCUAGGCAAAAAAGCGAAUUUGAAGAUUUUUUUUUCAUUUCCCGAAUGAACCAACAGGCGUUGAUUUUAUAACUACUACCAAAGGGGUUAAGUUAUCAUAUAUACAAUGUAGAACAAAAUGAGAAAGAAAGAAUUGUUGGUAAGUAAUCUCACACCGCUAUUAAGUUUGAGAGAGUGAGUUUUGUUUUUAAGUGUUGUUAGAGAAUUUGUUGACUACAGUUAGAUGAUUUUUACAUUCCAUUAUACUUGGUUUGCUGUUAUGUCAUUAUGUUAGGGAGGCUGAAAAGUUGUUGAGUGUUUACAUUUCUUUGUAUAAAUAGUUUCUUUUAAAUGUAUAGAAACGUCUAGGUGUGACUGUAAUAAUAUUUUGCAGCCAUUUACUCUGAUAAGCUACAUUAAAAACCAAGGGAUGUCAAAGUAGCGUAUGAGAAUAAAUAUAAAUAUAUCACGCAAAAUUGUCAUUCUGGAGGCAGUACAUUAAAACACUUUAUAUAGUUUAAAUGUAGGUUGUGUAUUAACAAGCAUUGUCAUUGUAUUUGACAGUUUUGUAUUGUACAUCUGAAAACUUAACUUAUUUUAUGUAGUUAGAUAUUGAUCAAAAUGUGAUGUAAAUCCAGAAUAUAACUCUGUUGUUUCUUUUCUAAA